Messenger RNA from Nomia melanderi (Alkali bee), 2394 nucleotides. RefSeq names its product E3 ubiquitin-protein ligase SIAH1. Gene Ontology annotation, cellular component: cytoplasm. Gene Ontology annotation, biological process: multicellular organism development; proteasome-mediated ubiquitin-dependent protein catabolic process. The record is from RefSeq and is a predicted model, not a curated record. NCBI's taxonomy places the organism in Eukaryota, Metazoa, Arthropoda, Insecta, Hymenoptera, Halictidae. Gene Ontology annotation, molecular function: ubiquitin protein ligase activity; zinc ion binding; ubiquitin conjugating enzyme binding.
CGUGAUUACGAAAUAAGAAUGAAAAUUGAAAUGUUACACGCGAUGAAAGUAUUUAUUUUAAACGCGGCCUAAAGCUCGGUAAUGGCAGUUGCAUGCGUUGCAUGGGAGUAAACGAACGGACGUACAGUCGGACGGACAGACAGCUGCAGUGUCAUCGCCUUGGUGUGCGUCGUAUUGUACGAAACUGAACUUGUAGUGUCGGAAGUUCGAAAAGCAGCGAGCUGCUACUAUGUCUCAGCGAAAAUUGAUAAAAGUUACGUCGCGAUCAAUGUCGCCUAUUUGGCCAAGAGGAUUCGCGAUGUAGCCUCUUUCAUAGUCGAUUUCAUUCGCGUUCGCGUUUAUUCAUCAUCGAUGCACCGAGAAGUAUCGGGAGUAUUUCGUGCAACAUUUCCGAAACCGAGUCGCAUGAAAUCUCCUGUUGUUGCCCUCGUAACAACAUCCGUUUACUGUUGUGUCACCCUUCGUCGUUACACACGACGUUUUCAUUCUCAUUUAGUAUCUCCGUUGUCAUCAUUAUCAAGUGCCUUCUCUCUCCCUCUCUCACGCUCUUGACUCACUACUUUCCGAUCUGAAUCGCGCGAAACCAAAGCGUAUGCAACGAGUGACGUACUAAUAUAUUUGUCAAUCUAAAUUCCGUGUAGGUGGAAAGUCCUGUCUCUGCAUAUAGUUUGUUCACAUAAAUGGAAAUUCACUUUAAGAAGAGCAUCGAUAUGAGGUGGAUGGUUCAUUCCAGAAUGUAUCGCAUUUAAGAGGCAUCCUGAAUACAAGAAAGUUUCCUUGACAACAACAGCAAACUGUCAUCGUUUGGUACAUAGAAUUAGAGGAAAAAAUGUCCCAAUUAAGUAUUAGUACAGGAAAGAGAGGGAGGAGUGUCGCAAGCUCCUCUGCAUCAACUGUAUCAUCUCUAAGUAGCUCAACUGACUUAGCCAGUCUUUUUGAAUGUCCAGUUUGCUUUGAUUAUGUUCUUCCACCAAUUUUACAAUGCCAGAGUGGACACCUUGUUUGUAGCACUUGUCGACCAAAACUCAAUUGCUGUCCUACGUGUAGAGGUCCAUUAGGUAAUAUUCGUAACCUGGCCAUGGAAAAAGUGGCAGGCAAUGUAAUGUUUCCUUGCAAAUAUUCGACAAGUGGGUGCACCAUCUCUUUAGUGCAUACCGAAAAGGCAGAUCACGAAGAUGCAUGUGAAUUCCGUCCAUACAGUUGUCCUUGUCCAGGUGCUUCUUGCAAAUGGCAAGGAUCUCUCGAACAAGUAAUGCCACAUCUUGUCAUGAGUCACAAAAGUAUUACGACUCUUCAAGGGGAAGACAUUGUUUUUUUAGCAACUGAUAUUAAUCUUCCCGGUGCAGUGGAUUGGGUAAUGAUGCAGUCCUGCUUCGGUCAUCAUUUUAUGCUAGUGCUUGAAAAACAAGAAAAAUAUGAUGGGCAUCAACAAUUUUUUGCAAUUGUUCAAUUGAUCGGCUCGAGAAAGCAAGCAGAAAAUUUUGCUUACAGACUAGAAUUAAAUGGACAUAAAAGGCGUCUAACAUGGGAAGCUAUGCCACGCUCUAUUCAUGAAGGUGUUUCAUCUGCAAUUUUAAAUUCAGAUUGCCUUGUAUUCGAUACAUCUAUUGCGCAAUUAUUUGCCGAUAAUGGAAAUUUAGGAAUAAAUGUUACAAUUUCCAUGGCAUGAGGAAAGUUGGAAAAAGCAGUGUGAAAUCUUUUAAGUGUACCGAGCGGUCUUUGGAUUGUAAUUUCAUCUUCAUGCCGAGGAUUGCCCGUUAUGUAUAUAUAUAACAUUUUUUACGUUACCACAGAUAAAUAUUAGCAAUACGGAUGUUAGAAAAUGUUUGGAAUGUGUUGAUAAAGCACAGUAAUCAAACGCUCAGUUACAGGACCUCUCUUUAGAAGCUUUAAAGUGUACUUGUAUGUGAUAUUAACACUACAACACGAUUACAAUAAACAACCUUUCUGUAUAUUUAUGCUGACUUCAAAGCUUUGACACUGGGUAAAGCAUCGAUUCCAAAAAGUACCUGAUACCUAUUGCAUACUGACGUCACGUUUUUUUUCAUCAUUUUUUACAGAACCAGUUUUCAUAAGAACAUUUUUUUAAAAUUUGAUGCUUUUUAAUAAAAGGUGUAGUCUUUAUAAAAACAACGAUAUAUAUUUUAUAAAAAGAAUAUAAUUUUAUCCAAAGAUCUGUCUUGAUCUGUUCACAUACAGUCUGCUAAUGCAAACAAACUUGAAGAACAUACAUGAAGAAAUCCUUAUAUACGUAAUUUUUUUACUGUAUAGUAUUGAAUUGAACGCAUUAAGUACACAUUUGUCAUUAUUUAUUUUCAUUUAGGAACAUCAUACGUUCGCAUAUUUAUUAUUAUCAUUUAAUUUUGUUUAUAAUUAUAAUUUUUUAAUGGAAUU